AACUUCGGGAAUAUUUGGAAUAACUUUGCCGCCGUUUACCGUGUAGUGUUGCAGAACGACCCGAAUCAGCUGUUUUUCGCCAGAGGUGACAGCGCUUUUGUGUGAAUGGCUCGCAAUAUUCACACAAAUUGCAAACACAACAAGGCACGGAGAUUUAAACAAAUUAAUUGUAUAUAAAAACGCAAGCCUAGCGAUGCAGAACAUAGCGGACGAGAAGGGCGCGUCGCCCAGUCUCGCGGCAGGGGGCGUGGCCGCCGGUGGAGCAGCCGAGGGCGACGACGGCGGUGGAGGAGGCAACAACAACAGCAGCGGCGGUGGCGGCAUCAUUGUUUUGAGAGCUGCGCUGGGAGAGAACGAGACGAGAGCGGUAAUCAAUAAAUGGCGGGUUCGCGAGGGACAAUUCGUGUCGGCGGCCCAAAUCCUGUUUCUCUACCAGCCCGUUGGCGACGAUGGAAAGCCCGGAAAGGUGACUGGCGGCGGCGACUCUUCCAUCCAGAGGUACAAGUCCCAGCGCGCCGGGGUGGUGAAGAAGCGGCUCCGCAAGGACGGGGAGCUGCUGGCGAAGGGGGAUGCCAUUCUGGAGUUGUCCGAGUGCAUACACACCACGGUCAUCAAGGACAUGUGCGCGGACUGCGGAGCCGACUUGCGUCAGAACGAGAAUGGGCAAACAUCGGAGGCCUCGGUGCCCAUGGUGCACACCAUGCCCGAUCUUAAGGUCACCCAGAAGCUGGCCCAGAAACUCGGACACGACGACACCCGCCGCCUGCUGGCCGACAGGAAACUGGUUCUGCUCGUCGAUCUCGACCAAACGGUGAUCCAUACCACCAACGACACGGUGCCGGACAACAUCAAAGGCAUCUACCACUUCCAACUGUACGGCCCACAUUCCCCGUGGUACCACACGCGCCUGCGCCCCGGCACCGCCGAGUUCCUGGAGCGCAUGUCUCAGAUGUAUGAGCUGCAUAUCUGCACUUUUGGGGCGCGCAAUUACGCGCAUAUGAUUGCGCAGCUCCUGGAUCCAGAGGGCAAGUUCUUCUCGCACAGGAUUCUGUCCAGAGAUGAGUGCUUCAAUGCCACUAGCAAGACAGAUAACUUAAAAGCUCUGUUUCCCAAUGGCGAUUCCAUGGUGUGUAUUAUCGACGAUCGGGAGGAUGUGUGGAACAUGGCCUCCAAUUUGAUUCAAGUGAAGCCCUACCACUUUUUUCAGCACACGGGUGACAUCAAUGCACCGCCCGGAAUGUCCAAGAACGAGCUGGACGGUGAAGGUGUCGACUUUAAAGAGAUUACCGAGAAAAAAGAGGACAAGGAAAAAACGGAAUCCAGCGAUGUAAAACAAGAAGACACCGAUAAGGGCGACAAUACUGUCACAAGCACAAGUAAAGAUGAUGAGGGGAAUGAGGAAUCGGUGGACGUUUUCGAACUGGAGAGCGACACUAAGGAUGCAGAGAUUUCCAACUCCUCAACUGCAACAGAGGCACCCAAAGAGCCAAGCGACAAGUUAAAUGGCAAAACAGUUGCAGAGGAAAUUAUGGUCAUAGACGACAGUUCAUCUGGCUCACCGGAUGCUGAAAAGGCGGCCAGCGAUGGCGAAGACGUAGUUGUUAUUGAUGACAAUUCCAAGGAGAGCACAAAAGCCGAGGUGGAGGCCACACCGGCAGAGGAGAACGAGGUGGUGGCUUCAUCCACUAGCUCACCAGAGGAGAAGAGCCCGAAAGCCGACGAAGAUGUGGCCACUACUUCGAAGAUUACUCCCAACAUUCGGGUACCACUCGAGGGACAGAAGCAGAUCGAGAUCGAAGACCCCGACGACUACCUGCUGUAUCUGGAGGUCAUACUGCGAAACAUUCACAAGCGAUUUUAUGCCAUUUACGACGAGACUACGGAGAUACCCGACCUGAAGAUCAUUGUGCCGAAGAUUCGGUGCGAGGUGCUUCGCGGCAAGAACCUGGUGUUCUCCGGCCUGGUGCCCACGCAGAUGAAGCUGGAGCAGUCGCGGGCGUAUUUCAUCGCCAAGAGCCUGGGCGCCGAUGUGCAGCCGAACAUUGGCAAGGAGAUCACUCAUUUGGUUGCGGUCAACGCGGGCACCUAUAAGGUGAAUGCCGCCAAGAAGGAGGCCGCCAUCAAGGUGGUAAAUGCGAACUGGUUGUGGACCUGCGCCGAGCGCUGGGAGCACGUGGAAGAGAAGCUCUUCCCGCUGGAUCGCAAGGUGCGCAACAAAGGCCGCCAGCCACCCGCCCAUUGCCACAGUCCCGAGCACGUGGUCAACUAUAGCGAGCGGUCGGAGAUCUCACCAUCGAGCAGCAAGCAGCAGGAGGAGCAGAGUGGCAAUUUCCGCGAAACGCUCAAUCCGCUGCUGGUCUUCACCAACGCGGACAUCGAGUCGAUGAACAAGGACUACGAGAAUUUCUUCGAGUCAGACUCGUCCAGCGACGAGGGACCUGUAAAUUUUGAAAAUCCUCCAAUGGACAAGAAACUGUUAAAGCGAAAACGCGAGGAUGACAAUUCCAAUCGAGCCCAUGACUUCUUCACACGAAGCGAGGAUGUGAUGAUCGGAGCGCCAAACCUCUUGGAAUAUGAGAUAAGCUCGAACGAGGAGGGCGACGACAAUAACGAGGAUGCCGAUGCGGAUGACGACGAUGAGAUGCCCAGCGCUAAGUUUCGACGAGGAGAAGAGCUGCCGUCCGAUCUGGAGAUUGGCUCCGACUCGAACAGCGAGAAAGAUCCUGAGGACGAGGACGACGGCGAAUGGAACAUGAUGGGCGCCGCCCUGGAAAGGGAGUUCCUUGGCCUGGAAGAUUAGCUACCCAACUUUGACUUUGACAUUUAGAAAUUCUGCAACAUCCUUGAACACCAGACAGGGACAUAAGUCCCCGCAUUGGAGGGCCCGCUGCCCGGCCACCCAAGACAUUUCAGUUUCACUGUAGAGCAAGGAGCAACGCAAUUAUAUGGGUUUCGUGCUAGAGUGGAGCAUCCGGGUACGCUUAUGCUUAGGAUCUGUACUGUAUGUAUUAGCUGUUAAUAUGUACUUUUAAAGUAGCUUGUAAGAGAUUGCACAUCGACCGGCAUUGCGGGUCCUCCAAUCGAAGUGAAUUUUUAAAUCAAAAACUCUCAUUCUGAUCUAAUGUAAAUUGAAGCCUACUGUAAAUGUUUUAAAAAUAAAUUCCGUUUCAGCGGA
Drosophila rhopaloa is the source of this 3175-nucleotide messenger RNA. RefSeq names its product RNA polymerase II subunit A C-terminal domain phosphatase (gene Fcp1). Gene Ontology annotation, cellular component: nucleus. Bases 194 to 2800 code for a protein of 868 amino acids. NCBI's taxonomy places the organism in Eukaryota, Metazoa, Arthropoda, Insecta, Diptera, Drosophilidae. The record is from RefSeq and is a predicted model, not a curated record. The transcript is spliced from 7 exons. Gene Ontology annotation, molecular function: RNA polymerase II CTD heptapeptide repeat phosphatase activity.